This is a messenger RNA of Fukomys damarensis (Damara mole-rat), 5466 nucleotides long. It is a transcript of the gene Pik3r1, whose product is annotated as phosphoinositide-3-kinase regulatory subunit 1. Lineage: Eukaryota; Metazoa; Chordata; Mammalia; Rodentia; Bathyergidae. Gene Ontology annotation, cellular component: phosphatidylinositol 3-kinase complex. The record is from RefSeq and is a predicted model, not a curated record. Gene Ontology annotation, molecular function: 1-phosphatidylinositol-3-kinase regulator activity; protein binding. Gene Ontology annotation, biological process: insulin receptor signaling pathway; phosphatidylinositol phosphate biosynthetic process. The transcript is spliced from 17 exons. Bases 597 to 2789 code for a protein of 730 amino acids.
GCGGGGUCUCGGCAUCGCCCGGAAAUCCAGCUUUUUGUAACGCGGGGCAAGACCGGAGGGACCUGCCCAGCAAUAUGGAGCCGGCUAAGGAAAGCGAGCGAGCGUGCAAGCCGGAGUUGAAAUAUCUGGGCUGGGGGGUCGGUGGGGGUGGGAGCCGCAGCUCCAGCAGUCACUUCCCAAGGCACAAACUGCCCAGCAGAUUCCCGAGACAAAGAGAAGAAAAGCUCCUGCCAGGUGAAGCUGAGCGUGGAGUGCAGCAGUAAAAUCAGAUGACAGAUGGACAGUGUGACAAGAACGACAGAGAGGAUUGGGCCUCGCUGUAAGAGGCAGCCUGGAGUCAGCGUGUUGGCAAGUUCCUGAGAAGAAAGCCAGGGGGAACUGUGGCACGCCAAGGAAGCAGAGCCUGUCUGCUGUCUCACCAUUGAUGGAGGACAGAUGGACAGCCGGAUGGCCAGUCAGCUCUCCUCUUAAACCGUUGGAGAGUGGCCCUUUGUCCUCCACUGGACACCUAUUAGGAAUUUUAACACACACUCUGAACUCCCUUUCUGUCAGAACACAAACUUAGACUGCAGUGUUCCACCAGACUCAUCCAUUGCAUGGUAACAUCUGCAAACAUGAGUGCCGAGGGCUACCAGUACAGAGCUCUGUAUGACUAUAAAAAGGAAAGAGAAGAAGACAUUGACCUGCACUUGGGAGACAUACUGACUGUGAACAAAGGGUCCUUGGUUGCACAUGGAUUCAGUGAUGGACAGGAAGCACGGCCAGAAGAAAUUGGCUGGUUAAAUGGCUAUAAUGAAACCACCGGGGAGAGGGGGGACUUCCCGGGAACUUACGUUGAGUAUAUUGGAAGGAAAAAAAUCUCACCUCCCACUCCAAAGCCGAGGCCACCUCGACCCCUUCCUGUUGCACCAGGUUCUUCAAAAACUGAAGCAGACAUUGAGCAACAAGCUUUGACCCUUCCGGAUCUGGCAGAGCAAUUCGCACCUCCUGACAUUGCCCCGCCUCUCCUCAUCAGGCUGGUGGAAGCCAUUGAAAAGAAAGGUCUGGAAUGUGCGACUCUAUACAGAACACAGAGCUCCAGCAACUCUGUAGAAUUACGACAGCUUCUUGAUUGUGAUGCUGCCUCUGUGGACUUGGAAAUGGUUGACGUGCAAGUUUUAGCAGACGCUUGUAAACGCUAUCUCCUGGACUUACCAAAUCCUGUCAUUCCAGUAGCCGUUUACAGUGAAAUGAUUUCUUUAGCUCAAGAAGUACAAAGUUCCGAAGAUUAUAUCCAGCUGUUGAAGAAGCUCAUUAGGUCGCCUAACAUACCUCAUCAGUAUUGGCUUACACUUCAAUAUUUGCUAAAACAUUUCUUCAAGCUUUCUCAAUCUUCCAGCAAAAAUCUUUUGAGUGCAAGAGUGCUUGCUGAAAUUUUCAGCCCUAUGCUUUUCAGAUUUCCAGCAGCCAGCUCUGAUAGUACUGAAAACCUCAUAAAAGUUAUAGAAAUUUUAAUCUCAACUGAAUGGAAUGAACGACAGCCAGCACCAGCACUGCCUCCUAAGCCACCCAAACCCACCACGGUAGCCAACAACGGUAUGAAUAACAAUAUGUCUUUACAAGAUGCUGAAUGGUACUGGGGAGAUAUCUCCAGGGAAGAAGUAAAUGAAAAACUUCGAGAUACAGCAGAUGGAACCUUUUUGGUACGAGAUGCAUCCACUAAAAUGCAUGGUGAUUAUACGCUUACACUAAGGAAAGGAGGGAAUAACAAAUUAAUCAAGAUAUUUCAUCGAGAUGGAAAAUAUGGCUUCUCAGACCCAUUAACCUUCAAUUCUGUGGUUGAACUAAUAAACCACUACCGGAAUGAAUCUCUAGCUCAGUACAAUCCCAAACUGGAUGUGAAGUUACUGUAUCCAGUAUCCAAAUACCAACAGGAUCAAGUUGUCAAAGAAGAUAACAUUGAAGCUGUAGGGAAAAAGUUACAUGAAUAUAACACUCAAUUUCAAGAAAAAAGUCGAGAAUAUGAUAGAUUAUAUGAAGAAUAUACCCGUACUUCCCAGGAAAUCCAAAUGAAAAGAACAGCUAUUGAAGCAUUUAAUGAAACUAUAAAAAUAUUUGAAGAACAGUGCCAAACCCAGGAGCGGUACAGCAAAGAAUACAUAGAAAAGUUUAAACGUGAAGGCAAUGAGAAAGAAAUACAGAGAAUUAUGCAUAAUUAUGAUAAGUUAAAGUCGCGGAUCAGUGAAAUUAUUGACAGUAGAAGAAGAUUGGAGGAAGACUUGAAAAAGCAGGCAGCUGAGUAUCGCGAGAUUGACAAACGUAUGAACAGCAUUAAACCAGACCUCAUUCAGCUGAGAAAGACACGAGACCAGUACUUGAUGUGGUUGACUCAAAAAGGUGUUCGGCAAAAGAAGUUGAACGAGUGGUUGGGCAAUGAAAACACUGAAGACCAAUAUUCACUGGUGGAAGACGACGAAGAUUUGCCCCACCACGAUGAGAAGACGUGGAAUGUGGGCAGCAGCAACCGCAACAAGGCCGAGAACCUACUGCGAGGGAAGCGUGACGGCACUUUUCUCGUUCGGGAGAGCAGUAAGCAAGGCUGCUAUGCCUGCUCUGUGGUGGUGGACGGUGAGGUCAAGCAUUGCGUCAUCAACAAAACAGCAACUGGAUAUGGCUUUGCAGAGCCCUAUAACCUGUACAGCUCCCUGAAGGAACUGGUGCUACAUUACCAACACACCUCUCUCGUGCAGCACAACGACUCCCUCAACGUCACACUAGCAUACCCCGUAUAUGCACAGCAGAGGCGAUGAGCGCUGCCCUCCGAUCAUGUUCCUGACCUUCAGCCACCUGAGGCCUCUGGGAAGCAAAGGGCUCCUCUCCAGCCUGACCUGUGAAUUGAGCUGCAGAAACAAAGCCAUUGUCUCUCUGCAGAUGGGACUAGAGCUUUCUUGGACAAAAAGAAGUAGGGAGAAGGCACACAGCCUAGGGCUGCAGGAUGAUCAGCUGUUUCUAACCUGGACUGCUUAUCCUUUUUUUAAAAAUUUUGGUUUAAUUUAAAGCCACAACACAAAGAGAAAAGAAAUGCAAAAAUCUCUGCGUGCAGGGACAAAGAGGCCUUUAACCAUGGUGCUUGUUAAUGCUUUCUGAAGCUUUACCAGCUCAAAGUUGGGACUUUGGAAACCAGAAGGAAGAUAGGGCUGAAGAGCCUGUGCCCAAGGGUGCUGGGUCCAGCCUGGGUUAGCCUGGGUGUCGCUGUGCGCAGUGAGCCCAGACACAUCGCACUGUGGAUUAUUUCAUUUUCUAGCAAGUGAAUGCUAUGUAGCAGAAAGGCACUUCGCUCAUGAGGGACAUUUUGGGGAGGACAUCAGUCCACACAUGUUCAGAGAAAAAUCUAUUGUAGCAGAGUGCCAGAAAGUGUUUAAUCUUGUCAAAACAAAAAACAACUCAGCAACAGAAAAAUGGAGCUCGGAAAACAGGACUUAAAGUGACAUUCAGUAUAUAAAAUAUGUACAUACUAUUGGAUGACUAACUAUCAAAUAGAUGGAUUUGUAUCAAUACCAAAUAGCUUCUGUUUUGUUUUGCUGAAGGCUAAAUGCACAGCUCUAUGCAAUUAAUUUUCAUUAAGUUAUCAGUUUAAAAUGUACUUUCAGAAUAAGCUUCUUCUACCCCAAUUUUCGUUGCCUGAAAAUAUUGUCCCUGAUUUUUGUUAAUAGUCAUUUUGUUAUUCUUUUUUUUUUAAAGAAGUGUACAGAAUGCCAGUAAAAGGCUUCAGAAUUAAAACUAUGAAAUAUUUUACAGUUUUUCUUGUACAGAGUCCUUGGCUGUUAGCCCAAGGUUAAAAAGUUCAUAACAGAUUUUUUUGGACUAAAUGUUUUGUUGGGCAGUGCCUGAUAAGCUUCAAAGCUGCUUUAUUCAAUAAAAAAAAGAUAUAUGAAUAUGACAAAAGUAUUGCUGAGUCCAACAAUGUUUUAAGACUCUUAAAAUACGGUACCUGGCAAUGUUUCCUAAUGAAUUGUGAACUUCUUGAAUUUAGGGAGCGGGGAAUGUAGUGGAGGGCUGUACCAGGUGGGGUUGGGGGAGGGGGUGGUGCAGGUGGUGUGCACUUUCUCAUGAUUACAGAGAAGUGAACAACUGCAAGUGAAGUCUCUUAUAUUUCAGUCUUCUUCCACGUUGACUUGCUGGUUGGCAUCAAUUUAGUGACAGUUACAAACCUACUGUAACUCUUAACCCAGUGCAGCUGGUCUGGAUUUUUUUAUUUAAAGUUCUUAUGAAAAGCUGAGAGUCUGUGUUUGGAUUCCUGGAACAGUGCUCCUCUUUGUUUAGCACACUGGUUUCAAGGUAUAAUCUCUGCAUUUAGAACAUGUGUUGUUUCUGUUUCUAAUAUGAAACUAGUCACGACAACCAACAUCCAUUUUUUAAAACUGCACGAUCUGAAAAAUAUUUUUAGCUGGUGUUUGUUACUUUCCUAGCUUUCUAUUCAAUUUAGAACACGUAGCAAGGAGACACAGCACACGGCUACUGCUGUGGGCUCUGUGGAGCUUGUUCAAGUCCUGGCCAUUGCAGGAAUCCAAAGGCAGAGCCUUCUCAUUUAUCCAAAUAAUGGUGCGUCCCACUUAACUCGGGAAAGGAAGGGGGUGGAGGUGUCAUCCUUGCAAUUUAGGGUGGUGGUGAGAGUUCUCCUUCCCAAAUUUACAUAUGCAAAAGCUGUUGUUUUGGAAGAUGUUGCAGAAAUUGUACAUGUGUCGGGAGCAGGAAAGGCUGAUUAUAAUCAUGGUCACUGCUCCGGCAGAUGACAAUGAGAUCUCAUAGUUCGUGUCCCUUUCUCCAUAUUAGUUUCACGCGCAGCUUUCUCUUCCCAUCAAAUACAAAGUGAAGAUAAUUUGUUUUGUCUUUUAAAUGUUCUUCCCUUUAAAAAUCUUUCGGAAGAAUCCACCUUAGCAGCUGAGUUAAUGGUCUGUAGAAUGUAUUACUUUUCUUUACAUAAAGUCAGUCUUCAGCUAGACUGUCAGCCCUCAAACUUGACUUCCGAUCUGACCAUCUCCCUCUCCUCAUCAGACAAGUAAUAUUUUUCCCUGAUUUUAGUCUGUGUCUGUGCUUUAAAACUGGUGGUGAGAUCUUGAAGUCUAACAGUUAAUAGUGUUUAUAAACUAGGUUUGUGUGGUUUUUUGUUUUGUUUUGGUUUUUUUUGGUCUUUUUUCUUUUUUGGUAGCACAUCAUAUAUGUUAUUCAAUACAAAUAAUUUUCAUUUAUUUUCUAAACUAUAUCUGAGAUGUGAUGUCUCAUUGAAAACUACAAUUUGGUUUUUUUGCUUCAACAUUCUGCAAGAUGACAUGCUAUUUAGGCGGUCACCUCGUGUUUGCAUCUCACAAGCAUAAGUGCAAUAGAAUUUUCAUUGAACAGAAGGAAGAAUUUAUUGUUCCAUCUAACAGCUAGUUACAUCAUACCUAUUCUGCUGAGUGCAUUUUUUUUUUUUUUUUUUUUUUUUUU